UCUCAGGGGAUGAUGUACCUGGAGGAGAGGAGGUUGGUCCACAGAGACCUGGCUGCCCGGAACGUGCUGGUCAAGUCCCCCAACCACAUCAAGAUCACUGACUUUGGCCUGCGUCGACCUGUUCCCCUUGCCCCCCUGCUGGACGCAGACGAGAAGGAGUACAACGCAGACGGGGGAAAGAUGCCCAUCAAGUGGAUGGCGCUGGAGUGCAUCCACUACAGGAAGUUCACCCACCAGAGUGAUGUGUGGAGCUACGGUGUGACUAUCUGGGAGCUGAUGACGUUCGGAGGGAAGCCGUACGACGGCAUCCCCACGCGGGAGAUCCCCGACAUCCUGGAGAAGGGCGAGCGUCUCCCCCAGCCCCCCAUCUGCACCAUCGACGUGUACAUGGUCAUGGUCAAAUGCUGGAUGAUUGACGCAGACAGCAGACCAAAGUUUAAGGAGCUGGCUGCUGAGUUCUGCAGGAUGGCCCGGGACCCCCAGCGCUACCUCGUCAUCCAGGGGGAUGACCGCAUGAAGCUUCCCAGCCCCAACGACAGUAAGUUCUUCCAGAGCCUUCUGGAGGAAGAGGAUCUGGAGGACUUCAUGGAUGCUGAGGAGUACCUCGUCCCCCGUGCCUUCAACAUGCCCCCUCCCUCCUACUCCACCCGGCCCCGAGUCGACUCCAACAGGAACCAGUUUGGCUACCGGGACAGGGGUCCAGCCCCUGAUGAGGGCUCAGCAGCGGGGGCCCCCCCUGGCUGCAUGUCCCAGGAGGUCCUCCCUGGCUCUCAGGGGCCGGCCCCAGAGGACCAGCGCUGCAACGGGACCCUCCAUAAGAGCAAGAGCCUGGGCCGGGCUGGAGACGACACCAGCGGGCAGCGCUACAGCGCCGACCCCACCGGCUUCCUGGGCGAGCGGGGGUCGAGAGGGGACACGGACGAGGACGGCUACAUGACCCCCAUGAAGGACAAGGCUUCCUCAGAGUACCUGAAUCCGAUAGAGGAAAAUCCGUUUGUGUCACGGCGCAAAAAUGGCGAGGUUCACGCCCUGGACAACCCAGGCUACCACAGCACCCCCAACAGCCAGCCCAAGGGGGAAGACGAGUACAUCAACGAGCCCCUGUACCUCAACACCUUCCACAGCCCUGCAGACCAGGGUCUGGAGGUCCUGAGAAAGAACGGCCUGCCCCUCCCUUCACACUCCUUAGCUCCCGCCACUGCCACUGCCACCCACCUCCCCCUCACCAUCCAAACCAGCCUCCCUCACUACCCCCUGCCCUCCGCCCAGCCCUCCCCCUCAGGCCUGUCCUGCCACCACCCCCCUGCUCACACACUCCAUGCGCACCACAGUGUCAAACUUGGCAACCCGACUCAGCCUGGAACAGCCAGCCAGAGUGCCCCACACCCGGGGAGCCAGGGCCACCAGGCCCAGCCAGGCUCCACUGCACAGGCCUGCCACCCUGCCAAGCAGGGCCCCGCUUCCACAUCGGCCCCUGCGGGCCACAACAGUGUCCCAGCCUACCAUGGGCUCACCACCCACCCAGGCAGCAUGCUCAAGCACGGCGCCGCCCAGACAAGUGGCAAAGCGGCCGGCAAGAAGCUGAAGGUGACCUUUGACAAUCCUGAGUACUGGCAGCACAGUUUGCCCCCCAAGCCGUCCAGCCAGCAGAGCACGGAACCUGCCGGCGCUCAGGCGGCCAACGCCAAGCUCUUCUACAAACAAAACGGCCGCAUCCGCCCGGCAGUGGCCGAGAACCCCGAGUACCUGUCUGAGUUCUCCCUCAAACCUGGCACUGUUUUACCCCCUCCACCAUACCGCCAGCGGAACACUGUGGUAUAGAACCCAACGUUCCCCUCAACAUUUCCCAGACCAGACAGGCUCCUCACCAACUCCUCCCAUCGCCCUCUCCGGACCGUCUCAGCCCCUCCGAGAGAGGAUCGUCCAUUCCUCUAACAGCCAAGUGAGCCCCCCCCCCUUCCCCCACCCACAUCCCAUCUCCCACCUGGGACGUCAACCUCACCUGGGGGGAGGGUCUUGGUGUCCUGGCCCAGCCCCCUUUACGCUCUGCUCCGUAGCUCCAGUCUCUGUCCUGGACCUGGUACAAUACAGACUGCAGAUAGAGACCAGUGCUAGCCACGCUGGCGGCUAAGAGUGUAUAGAAGGUGAACUCACUGUGGUGGGAUGUGCAGCAGCUAUAAGAGGAGCCAGACAAUGUGGACGUCUGAAGGAGCAGGCCGUACACAUCUCAGCUGGCACAGAUGUGGUCUCCGGACAAUACGAUGGAACCACACUGGAAGGGAACAUGGGUGAAAUGGAGGCUGACGACUGUAUCUACAAACAAACACUCAAACACACAAUCACAGUUUAGGCUGUAGUUAAUCACAUGACUGUUGGAACCAAUGAGGUACGGAGAUAUGAACGUCAUUCACAUUGAAAAAACUUGUGUGAAUUGUUGUAGAAAAUCAUGACUUCAGUAUCACUCAUGUCAUGUUUAAAAGCAACUUAAAUGGCGGUGACCAAGCCUCAAAAAAAGCUUCUUUAAUUCCCACAAGUAGUGAAGUGAAUGUUCACAAGCCACUACAUGUCAUUCUAAACCUGUGCCAACCAAGUAGGGCGACUACUCUUGUAUUCUAUCCUUCUUUACUUAGCUUACUUGAUUUAUGCUGACUUGAAAACUCUUACUGAAAGAGAAAUGUCUCUAUUCAUGUAUAGAGGCUAUCACACUGGAACAAAAACACUGGCACUUCAGUCAGAAGAUGUUAUACUCGUAGCGCGGAUCCAGCAGCACAUUGACAGGAAGUCAACAGGAAGUAAUGCAGAUUGUGACCUUACAUGGAAACUUGCAUUAGUGAGGACAGUUUGCCAGGCAAAAGGGAGGAUAAUUAGGAGUUCUGCAGCAGGAUUAUAUGGAGUCUGUGACUGCUCCACAUGAUGGCCUGGAUUAUGACCAGACCAAGCGGCGGGAUGGAGGAAGGAUAAAGAGAGAAAGAGCGAGGGAAAGGAGGAGGAGGGAGGGCAGACGAACAGGAGGUGCGGUGGAGGUGAAGUGUCCUAACGAAGACCUGGAGGAAUGCACCAGACAGCACCAGCAGACCACAGGCAGAGAAAGAGAGAGAGAGAGGGAGAGAGGGAGGGAGGUAGAGACAGAGCAGGAGAGGACAGCUGCUCCACAGGGGCAGCCAGAGAGCAGCAGAGGUGGAAGCUGGAGUAAAUGCAGAGCUCCUGCGAGGCCAGUUGGCCAUGGAUGCGGUCCUGAACUCCAUGAGGCUGUGCUGUCAUGUCAGGGGGGCUCCUUACUCCUCUCUCCCAACUCACCUCUGCAGCUAGAGGAUUCACCACUUCUCAGAGAACACUCCAAACGAUCGCGAUCUGUUAGAAGGGAGUUCUUUUCUCCAAAACAGACACAGGCGAUGACGGAACGCGUAGAAAUGCCGGUUAUUGAUAGCAGUUUCAAAAAAAUUAUAAAUGAGCAGUGAUGCGUCUGUCAAUAAGAGAACAGUUGCCUCCAUUUAGAUCUAGGCACAUGCACGUUGGAAUGUGUACCUCUGGCUGUGCCUGCCUGUGUGUACUAACAGUGCUGACAGUUUAUUGCUGCUAAAGAAGAAGGCUCUUGGGGAGAACAUACUCUUUUGAGGGGCUGGAUGGUUUUUACAGCACUGAUUGUUGCUUUCAUAUGGAGUACAUUUGUUUGUUGACCAUUUUUCUUCCUCAGAGUUGAUCCCAGGUGAGCAUGGUAGGGGAAGCCAUCUAUUCAUCAAACUUGCGGGCGCAGGCUGACUCACGUCUGUCAUUGAUUUUGUGUGAGCUGCCAGUAUUUGUUUGUUUUACCCCAUGGAGGGCACUAUGAUCAAAGUAGUGGGUCAGAAAAACAAUUCUGCUUCUUUUUUUUCUUAUUUUCAACAAAAAUCACCACAAUGUGACUAUUUUGGAUUAUAUGUGGUCGAUUCCAACAAGAUUGAGAUGUAGAAAGAAUAUCAGGAAUUGGAUAUUACCAUUACUGAGGUAAACAAGGCAAAGGGUGAAGGCUACAUUGACUGAGUCAUCUCAUUUGUGUGAGUUUGUGGCUCCGAGCUCUAUGUUUUUGCCUUUUCGAUAAUGACAGGAUUAUCAUGUGAGGAUGCAUUGCUUUUUCCUAGUUCAUAGAACUGGAGACCACAGCUUCUUCCAGUGCCAUAUAUUAACCCAGUUUCUGAGUUUGUUUAUAGAUGGACGGAAAAGAAAGAUCCUCAAUGCAGAUUGUAGAAGGCUUAAGGACAGAUGAAGACCGUCAGGGUUCUAGAACAGUGAGAGUCUUGGUCCACACAUUGUGGCUGCCAUUCAGGUUCAAAAGAGCAGCAUUGACAAUUCAGUACAAUUAACUCACUUACUUUGAGCACACUGUGGUUAGUUUUGAGUUCCAGGGCCUAGGCAAGGUCAGGGCCCAGUUUUGUGCAGGGCUCAAAUUCUGAGGUAAAUGCUGUAGCUGUUUUGUAAAGCAACUAAAUUCCCGACCGCAGCAACAGUUUAUCAAUCCAACCACUUCAACAGUUUGGAGUACCACACACAUUGUUCACUGUACUUGAAGUACUAUGAAACCAUCAUGCAUGAUACCUCAAGUGUGUCCUUGUUCAAAACCAUUUAUAAGCAAUUUGUUGAAACUGUUUUAUGUUCUGAGCAAGGGAAAAGCAAGGGGGGAAAGGGGUAAACAUAGAAACAAGGAAUUCAAAUCAGUAGCACAAGCUGUAAUGGCCAAGUAAUGAAGGGGGAACUGGUAAGGUAGAACUCCAAACAAAAUAUUUAGUCACUGACACUUUCCUGUCAGCAGAAGAACAUAGGAGGCAACAGACAGUAGUUACCCAGAAUCUUUUUAUCAGUAUUUAUGUAUUUCAUUUUUUAUAAAUAUUUUUUGGGGGUAUUUUCUUCUUUAUUCAUUUUGACAGACAGGAAAAGCAACAAGAGAGAGGGGAUGAUGCCGGUGUACAUACUGUGUGCAGGAAAUCACCCAGGCUGGAAUCGAACCCGGGCCCCUGUUGGAAGGCCUUAGCUGUUAGCGGUACACGUUCUUUCCGGAAAGCCACCGGAGCAGCCCAGUUACUCAGUGUUUUAGUGUUCUCUCAUAGUCAUAUUUAUCAUGGUCUGAUUUUGUUUGUAAAUCGUUUUUUUAAAUAUUGUAACAUAAUUGAUAAGACUUGAAAAUACUGUAAACAUUUUUUUUCUUUCUGUACUGGUAAAACUUAAUUUAACAUGGAAGGACUUUUUUAUGAUGAAAACAUUGCUUCAUUUGCAUCUUAAUUGCACGAAUUGUUGUACUUGAGUGGAUUCAUUCUUCUGGUAACAUUGUGUUCAAAUGAUCAAACCAAUAUAAUUGUACAGACAUCUGGAAUUUCCUCCAAAUUUAGCCAACCAACUAUGUUGAAUGAUAAAAUGUGAAUAGUAUUUUUAUAAAGCAUUUUAACAGACACAGCCUGGUGAGUCUGUUCAUUUAAAAGGAUGCUUUGAAUUUACAUGGCAUUCCUCUCCCACAAUAUUUCAGUUUAAUGGUCCUCCGCACAGCUUCUCUCUCCCUCUCUAUGUAACAGUACUUUCGUUAGUAAAUAUUGUUUUGAAUUGUUCUUUCGGGGCUGUGACAUGUACAAACUCUGGUUGGUGUCCCAUGAAUGAAGCCUCGCUAUGUGACUUGUCCAUGUCCUGUGCUGGUCUCAGAGCAGUUGGACACCCUUAGGACAGCUCACAGUGAUGUGUUCCUGUUUCCCCUCCCAGACUGUCACAUCUCAUCUAUCUCACUGGAAUAAGAACACAACCUUCCUCUAUCUCUCGAUCUGUCUGUCUGUCUCUCUCUAUCGGUCUCUCUGUCUAUUUUGCUUUCUCUCCAUCAGUCUCAAAUCUCUAUCUCUCUGUCUGUCUUUUUCUCCCUCUCUGUUUGUCUGCCUAAACUCAGUUAUACCACCUUUACCUAGUAUCAGCAGUGUGCCAGUGAUCCAUUAACGUUUGCUCUCUCUUUAUUUUUUGUAAUACCUUGUUGGUCUUGUCUAAUGAAGGACUGUCCAAAGUGACAAAAACAUGUAUUAUAACAGUAGUACAGUAAAACUCAACACCUUAAUCUCUAUGUGGCACUUUCUACCUACAUGUAUUCAUCUGUGCAUCAUGACUCAGCUAUAACUUAUUUUUGAGUAAUGAAUUAUUUGUUUUGCAUGCUUCUAUUAUGUACUGUACAGUCAAUGUAGUUUUGGCACUGUGGUAAGACAGAGUCAGAUUCCUCGAUCCAGAACAGUUACCCAUCUUCUCCGUGACCCUGCCUUUGACCAUGCUGGCUAAUCUUAUAUCUCUUCACAUCUUAAAGCUUUAUAUCAUAUAAACACUGUUCCUCAUAUUUGUUACAUAAAUCUGUCAAAGGUAUAUUUUUAAUUU
Messenger RNA from Hypomesus transpacificus, 6369 nucleotides. RefSeq names its product receptor tyrosine-protein kinase erbB-4-like. NCBI's taxonomy places the organism in Eukaryota, Metazoa, Chordata, Actinopteri, Osmeriformes, Osmeridae. Gene Ontology annotation, biological process: multicellular organism development; positive regulation of kinase activity; positive regulation of cell population proliferation. Gene Ontology annotation, molecular function: ATP binding; transmembrane receptor protein tyrosine kinase activity; epidermal growth factor receptor binding. Gene Ontology annotation, cellular component: signaling receptor complex; basal plasma membrane. The record is from RefSeq and is a predicted model, not a curated record.